CAGGAACUUGAACACUGCCAGUUUUGGCCGAGGUUGAGUUCAGUUGCGAGUAACAAUAAUGCGCUUCCCAGUGUUUUGUCUAGUGAUGGGGUUUUGUGUGCAAUAUUCAACUGCAAGACGACUGGUCGAGAAUGGCGACUUUGCCAAAUCCGUCUCAGAAUACAUGUCAGAAAUGAGGAAUGAGCUCACUACGAAAUUGCAAAUUAUGUUGGAUCAUCAAGCCCAGAAACUGAACAAACUCAUAUCGGAGCAGGGCACUCGAUCUGGUGACAAUGCCAAUCAAACCUUAGAAGAGGGGGUCUGGAACUUUGAAUGUUCCAAGCCCCCUCACACCACAAAAAUGUGUGCACAUGUUGGGGGAAAGCACUAUUUCAUUGACUACCUCCGAAUUGCCACCUGGUCAGAGGCCGAACGUUUUUGUCGCCAAAUGGGAGGACACCUGGCCAGUUUGCAGAGCAAUCAGGAGUGGCAAGCACUUGAAGAGAUAGUCAACCAUGGCCAAUUCUUUUGGGUAGAUAUCAAUGACACAGUGACCAAGGGUAAAUACAUGUCCGAAACCACCGGCGAGGAUGCUAGCUUUUUAAAGUGGGAUUACAACGAACCGAAUAAUUGGAACGGAGAUGAACGCUGUGUUCAUCUUAAGGCUGUCACAUUUUUAAUGAAUGACGCCCCAUGCAGCUCGAGCUACAAUUUUAUCUGUGAACGGUAACAAAGUAAAGAGACUCAAUUCGGGUAUAAAGUAUAUAUGUUCAUUCCUUCUGAGUUUUUCAUAAUAAUUUCUUUAAUUAACUACCAAAAUUGGGGGAAAAGAUAACCUGUAAGUAAUUAUCAAAAUAAAAUCUUAUCUUAAAUCAAAAGAUGAGGAUAGAUCAUAUUAGUUCAUGAAUUCCUGAAAUAUUUGCAGUUGAAAAUUUCAGGUUGACAGUGUAAAUGAGCGAGGGCCGCCGUUUCAAUAGAAUUUUCUGAUUAUGGCCUUGUGAA
This is a messenger RNA of Drosophila suzukii, 981 nucleotides long. The record is from RefSeq and is a predicted model, not a curated record. NCBI's taxonomy places the organism in Eukaryota, Metazoa, Arthropoda, Insecta, Diptera, Drosophilidae.